AUGAGAAAACCACCUGCAUCAUCUAUGAAUCCUUAUGCUCGCUAUUCUCUUUAAGCUGCCAAUACAACAAUUGCUGUGAAACCUAACGUAUCAGCUUCAUUCAAUGCUUCUAAGUAUGAUGGAAACUGCAUGGUUUGCAUUAACAAGGGCUAUAGCUUUUGUUAAGAUUACAAAUCCUGCUUACCUAUCAACGCAACUUGCCCCUUUGGAUUAAAAUUCAACCUUACCACCGGGUGUCCCACUCAAUAAGGAUGUAAUUUUGGAGCAUAAGGAAUAGCAUAUGUUGCCAAUCCAAACGUAACUGGAGGUAUUAAAUCUGAUGGCUCCAUGAUAUUUAAUGCUACAGCUAAUUAUCCUUGCUACAUUACUUUGAUAAACGAUUAACUAAAUAAGGUCUAGUAUAAUUUAGUUGGGAAUAAUAUAACAGUACAGAUGAUGAGCAUACAAUACCCCAAUAGCUAAUUUAGUAAGUCAGCUAUGAAAUUGGGAGAGCCAUAUGUAAUAGAACCCUAUGAUAAUAUGACAUAUCUCUAUGUCGGAAGUCUCAAUAAUCAAUAGUAAUUGACCAGAAUUACUUGGCAAGUUAUAUCAGGUUCUUUUGGAGUAUAACAAGUAGUCAAUAGUCUAAGCUUGAUUUCUGCUCUAGUAAUGGCAAGCUAUUAUAUAUGA
This is a messenger RNA of Stylonychia lemnae, 669 nucleotides long. Lineage: Eukaryota; Ciliophora; Spirotrichea; Sporadotrichida; Oxytrichidae. The record is from the annotation of a GenBank genome assembly.